AUGCCCACCCGAAAACGGCGUCUUCCCAUGUCUGCGACGCCCGCGAACGGCGCAAAGCGGUCUCGGACGGAAGUGAUUGAUCUUUCGGAUGAGGAGGAGCCCCUGGAGGCGAUCCUUGCCCAGAUUCAAGCACAAGACGAAAGCGAGGUUUUAGCAAGACAACUCCAGGAUGAGUGGAACAAUGUGCCGAGUGCUUCUGGCAGCAAUGACGGCAAGAUCGAGCGGGAAGCAGUCACCAUUGACGAUGAAGACGAUGAAGCACUUGCCAGACGCCUAGCAAAAGAGUGGGAAGAGCUGGAUAAAAAUACUUCCAAAGGCGAGUCAUCUGCAGCAGCAUCUCAUGCUGGGUCCUCCAGAUCCAAGGACAAGGGCCGAAUACGCGCGAUCGCACUUUUCGAGGCUCUCGGUGGGUUUGACCGUCAAUAUCUGGAGGAACGUGCGACAUCGGAUGCCCGGGCGAAGGAUGCUGCAGCCAAAAGGAAGUCCGCCACUGCAGCCAGCGUCGGUCCCGGGGGUACAGGUUAUGCGAUGGGACAUGCAUCUACCCCAAUGGCAUACCCUUCGGCUCCCUCUCGCGGUCGUGGCCGCGGCAAGAGAGCCACUAAUACUAAGUCCGUGGAUAGUGGCUCUGUGUCGGAUCAGCUUGCGUCGCACUGGGAAGAAGUAAUUGUCCGUGCUCUGACGACCAUUACAGAAUUCUUGCCCUCUCCUUAUUCGGACGCGGCGCAGGUAUAUGAUAUGCUGCCACACGCAAGCAUGGCGCCACUCCUUUGUGCAUCCCAAUUACCUGAUCUGCUUGGCAACCUCCUGCACUGCGAGCUUACCAUUGAAGUGCUCAUAGGACAAAGAUACGAAAUGACGAGGAGCUGCGGGUUGGAGGAGUGGAUGUGGCGUAACGGUGAUAUUACUUGGGCCGAAAAGGAAGGGGAACGUGAACCAAUGAAGCUCGUCAGGGCACCUCCGCUCUACGCACACUUCGCUAAGUUGACCAAGCAGUGCGAAACCUUCCUCUCUGGAGCGUCCAGCAUGUUCGAAAGCGAGAACGACGAAGAUGAGGUCGCCGAGACCAUGAUCAAAGCGACGUCGCUCUGCGGCGACAUCAUUGCAGCUCGAGAUGACAUUGAGCGUGCCAUGCGAGUCAUGGGCAAGGAGCCGUCAGCUCUGCUGCACGAAGCUGAUGUUCCAGAACCACCUGGCCCGUCUUCGAGGAAGGGCAAGGGCAUUGAUGCAUCAAUAGCUUUGGAGAAGACAUACGCAGAUGCAUGCGAUCGUCUCGCAUUUGCACAUGUCGCACUAUUUGCGCCUUCUGCCGAUGGAAAGGGUCUCGUCUACCCGACAUUCAACUUCGCCAAAGAAGUCGCUCAUACUGUAUCUGCGACGCGGAACCCGAAGGAUCGUUUACAUCUGAUCAAGGAGCUUGCUGUUAUUGCCACCAGCCUGCCACCGGGCGUCUGGAUGCGCGUAGACGAAGUUCGCAACGAUGUGAUAAAGAUUAUGAUUGCUGGCCCAGAAGGGACACCUUAUGCCGGUGGCCUGUUCGAAUUUGAUUGCUUCCUCCCGAUCGAAUAUCCUCACAAGCCACCACGCGUGCAUUUGCGUACUACGGGUGGUGGGAAAGUUCGCUUCAACCCCAAUCUGUACAACAACGGCAAGGUCUGCCUGUCGUUGUUGGGAACAUGGCCAGGAACUCCGGAGGAACAGUGGUCCCCCAAGUCGACAUUGUUGCAGGUCUUGGUAUCUAUUCAGAGCAUGAUUUUGGUCGAAUUGCCGUACUUUAACGAACCUGGGUACGGCAAAGCCAACCCAAGCAGCCAGGCUAGUAUCAACUACAACCGUAAUAUCAGUAUGCAAACCGUCCGAUGGGGAAUGGUUGAAUGGUUGAAGGACGAGCACAAGGAUGGAAUAUGGGCGGAUGUGAUUGCCUCUCACUUUACUAUUCGCAACGUCAAGAUACGGAAAUGGUGA
Messenger RNA from Postia placenta MAD-698-R-SB12, 1965 nucleotides. RefSeq lists its product as hypothetical. The transcript has 8 exons. The coding region runs from base 1 to 1965 and encodes 654 amino acids. Lineage: Eukaryota; Fungi; Basidiomycota; Agaricomycetes; Polyporales; Adustoporiaceae. The record is from RefSeq and is a predicted model, not a curated record. Gene Ontology annotation, molecular function: ubiquitin conjugating enzyme activity.